UGUAAACACGACGACGAUAAAAAAUGGUUGACAAUUCCAAAAUUUACAAUUUUUUAUUAAAUUUUGAGUUUUUUACCCUACAAAUUCUCGCUUAAAUGCGGUAACUGCAAAGGACGAUGUUGUCGACGAUGUUUUUCGACGCUGGAUACGAUGACCGGCCACUCAACCGCAUAUUUCAGGAUGACUCAUCUCACUACUCAUUGCUGCUGGUAUUUUAUCAAUGGUGAUAAUUUCCAUAGUUCAAUUUGGAACCGAAGACUUUUCUCAAUUUAUUUGAAUUGAAUUUUGAUUUUUGCUCGGUAUCUACGAUAGCUUUGGUCGAACGUUACGAUGAAAUGAUUUUGAAUUUUGACUUUUUCUUCUUCGAGCGUUUUUUCGAGGUGUUCUUUACACGUGAAUAACAGGAGUUUUUCUAGCACGAAAUCCGCCGGAAAUACUUCGACCUUGUGCCUUGCUGGAAUUGUUCGCUGCGAUAAUACCGUGAAAGAACGGUUAAUUAUUGUCACCACAUUCACCGUCACCGGAGGUGUAACGACGUGCACCCGUACCAUUUCUUGGUCUGAAACAGAAAAAACCACAUUCAUCGUUCUGCGAGGUCUUCUUGACCUGCGUGAUGCACGAUUUGGAUAGCUCGACCCCCGAGGGUACUCGGCAUAAUUUUGCGGCGGUGGUUGAUUAUACGAUUGGCGAUAUUGGUCAGGCGGAUACCGAUUGCCUGCAUUUUGCUGAUAACUUUGAUGGUUGGUUUGUUGGCGAUUGGGCUGUUUGAACCUGUUACCCAUGUUUGGCUUGAACUUUCACUUCAGUGGUCGUUGACCUUGCCCCCUGGGCAUUUGGUGCCUUUGUUUUGGCUUUGGGUGAUCGUAUUUCGGUGGCUGUCGCUAGCCGAGUUAUUUUCCGAGGAUUCUGACGAUGGAGCCAACUUUUUUCCGGUAGCCAAUUCGAGCUCACGAAACAAAUAUUCGACUAAGUCGUUGGAAGAUGAAGUGAAACUUGGUGGCGAAUACACCGACGACGAUUUCACCGGUCGCUGUUGUAUUUUAUCAUCGUCGGAGUCGAACAAUGAUUCGACAUGUUUGUUCUGGUUUGCAGUUAACGACGGCGAGACAUUUUUGGCAGAUACCUUCGGCAAUGGUACUGGUGACUUCGGAGGUUUAGCAGUUUUGGCGGUUGCUUUUGUUGUUGGUUCGGAUUUUUUCUCGGUGGCUUUCGAUUGUUUCUCGUUGCGCUUCGCUUUUUUGGUGCGCUUAGACUUCUUUUUAGUUGAUUUGGAGGAGAGGUACCGAUGAUUUUAGGUAUUUUAAACUCAGAAACCUUACCUUCGUUCUCGACGACGGGUAUCUCUUCGAAAGAAGCACCAGCGAUUUGCAUCGAAUGGCGGCGGAUCGGCGGCGUAUUUUGGGGCGAAUCGUCGGUCUCGGAUUUCAAAAGCUUGUCUUCGAGUUGCUUAGCUGCUAUCUCGUCGGUUUCAUCUGGCUCGGAUAAUGAUGUCGAGCUUGGAGAUUUCGCCGGUGACGACGACGAUCGGUUCGACGAAGAGGACGACGAUGACGACGACGAACUCGACGAAGACGAAGAAGAAGAGGACGACGAUUGCGAGUCAGCUUUUUUAGACUCUUGAUACGGUGACGGUGAUUUUCUCGUUCAUUUACCGGCGAUGCAUUUAACGAUUGGUUAUUAUUCGAUUCGUCGUCCAUUCUAUCAACACAGAAAAAAAAAUGCGAGCCACGUUUUUAUCGAUCACGUUUUAUUUGGUUUGAACGAGCCCUUCGAGUUGGAUUGAGCGAGCACGUUUUUACGAUGAUGAGCGAAUUUUCACACUUUUUAUGGAAAAAAUUCCGGCUUAAAUUACACGUAGCAUUGGGGAAAUAAUAUGUUCGUUCGAAGAUGGUGGCAAGCCUGGCACUGCCAAGAUGACCAUACCAGUGAUGCAGAUAAUUCACUACUUCAGCAAACAAAUUUUCAGGCAUGAACUGACGAACAUGACGAUGUUGUCUCGGUUUUCAUCGUCCUUUUGGUAGAUGACCGCAUUCACCAUGUCAUUGUCGUGGGCCACUUCAAUGAAGAAUUCGCGAUCUGGAUCUGGAGCAGUAAGUUCAAACUGUUGGCAAAAUGCCUCGUACAAUUGGUCAAACGCUCGCAUAUGUUUUUCUCCCCAUUCCCACUUGGUAUCUUUUUCAAGUAGGUCAGUCAUUGGUCUUAAGAUUGUUUGGUAAUUUUUUAUAAAUUUGGAGUAUAGCAUAGUUAAGCCAGUUAGCUGUUGGAUAUGUUUUUUCUCUUUUAAAACUACUCCAUUUUUCCUUUUUGAAAAAAAUUUAUUUCUAAAUUUUUCUAAUUUUUCCAAUUUAAUCUGCUGCUUUCCAAUUUUAUUUUUAUCAAGUACAUAGCCCAAAUGAUCGAUUUUUUCUUUAAAUAAUUCUGUUUUAUCGGCAUUGAGUGUUAAGCCAGCCGCUUGUAGACGUUUUAAAAAUUCAACAAUUGCUGCAAUAUGUUCUUCAAAAUUUUUCGAUUUGAUUCUGGCAUCGUCUACGUAUAGGUCUAGGUCUUUUAAACCAUACAAAAUUUUUCUGAGCAUUUUAAUAAAAUAGGCAGCAGCAAUUUUAACUCCAAAAGGCAUUCUCAUAUAUUCAUAGGUCUGGCCAUCGACCUUAAAUGCCAAAAAUUUCCAAAAAGCUGGGUGUACUCUCAUUUGCCAGUACCCACAGUUGAAAUCAAAGGUGGAUUGGUAUUUUACUCCAUGUCCACUAUGUACAAUUUUGUCCAAAUUUGAUGCCUCGUUAGGGUCAUCUUCGAGCAACAUAUUCAAAAUUGGGGGGUCUAUACAUAUGCGAACUCUACCAUCAGAUUUUUCUCUGACUAAUGUACUGCUAACAUAUUUUGAAUCAGAAGGUCGAGCAAUUUCAUUUAUUAACAUUCGAUUUAAUUCUUCAAAAACUUUAUGCUCGUUGUGUUUACUAGGUAUAAAAUUGCGGUGUUUCCAAUCGACAGAAUCUGGAUCGAAUUUCCAAUUUAGGAGAAAUUUGCUCGAUGGCAUACAUUUUUCGGUCGUGCGUGAGGUUUGAAUUUCGAAUUUGUCGAAUAAUUUGGUCGAAUCUGUUUUUUGGAGUUUCCACCGUUUCUUCGUACCUCUCUUCAACUUCGCAUACGUGGACUUUUACUUUUUUAACUCCAUGUAUUGCGUGUAAACUGUCUGCUACGAAUUUUUUAUACCUUUUUUCUGGUAAUUUUUUACAUUUUGCACGACCUUUUUCCGUCGACGCUCCAAUUUUUUCUAAUUUCAUGGUAUCUCUACCAAUUAGGAAUCCACAAGGAAGGGUUUUUACGAUGUAAAAUGGAAUUACACAUUCGAUAUCUUUAAAAUACAUUUUAAUAUUUACAGAAAAUGGGAAUGUAUUUUCUUUUUCCCCAUUUGCCACAGUAAUUACUACCCUAUGCUUUGGAAUUGCAUAUUCGAUCGAUUCUUUUUGUCUUUUCUCAAUAACUUGCAUCAUUCUUUCGCUAAUUAAAUUUACUUCUGCCCCUGUAUCUAACAAACCGCAGAAUUUUUCACUUCCAAUUUUCCAUUUGAUUACACACGUAUUAGGUGGUUCAUCUUCUUCUUUAUUUUUUUCAGAUUCCGCAGAAUUUGCUGAUUUUUGGUCAGCUAGAAGAUCGCUGCUGGUAUUGCUGUCAACUUGGGUUUUUUCAACUUCAGCUACUAGUACUCGUUGAGGUGACUCGAAUAUAUUAUCGGUCUGUACUGCUUUAUUCGAUGUUUUGUUAUUGGUUUGCUUCUUUUUUUCUUUUUCAGCUGCUUCGAACGCUUCCAUGCAUUUUGUGAACGAAAAUGGUUCGUUUGUUUGCUGCCGAGUGGAAUUUGCCACUCCUGAAUUGGCCACUGGAAUUGAAGACGUCGGCUGUUCAAAUGAAUCGAUCGGUGGUGUUAUUACUAUUUUAGGUGUAUUUGAUACGCUCGUUUGAGUUGCAAUAUUAUUUUGUGCAUUUUUAUCGACGUGUUUUUCGCUUGAUUUUGCAUUUUGUUGUUGUUGUCUUUCCAUGUAUUCCCCUCCUUGGUCCUUGUAUUUUGAAUUUUCGAAAAUUUGCGUCUUGGAGUUUAGGGUCGUAGCAUUUUUUGGAACUACUUUUUUCGAAUUUUUAAAUUUUUUAUUUUUAUUCUUUUUUCUUCGAUUUUGGGAGUCUAACUUCGCGAGUAAAAUUUCAUAAUCGAUUUGUUCGAUCUCUCGACCCUCGAUAAUUUGUUCUACUUCGCGAACCAUUGCUACGUGGCAUGGUUUUAACAUGUAUUUUUUCAUAGGUGGUUUAUUUGAUCGAUGAUUUUUCUCAAAUAGGUGCCUAUUAAUUUUUACGUUUCCAAAUUCGGUUUUUUCGAUCGCGUUAGCUUGAUUUUUACGAAGAAAAAUAUCAGCUUGAGAUGUUAGGAGGUGGGUUUUUGUAAUUUGAGUGAUUUUUUGAAACAAUCUGCGCAAUGCAAGAUAUCUUUUCAACGUUUUCGCGUUUUUUCUCUCUUUUACAUAGGGUAACAGUAUAGGAAACUUAACAUAGAUGUUUUCACCGCCAUUUUUGCGUAUAUAUAUAUUCUUCAAUGUAGGCGAAGGGGGCGAAGAGAUCGUUGACUUCGUCCUCCCCAAUCGAUAAAAUUACAUUUUUGUUGAAAUUUUUCAUUUUCUUAAUAUGCAGCCAAUGCUGCUCAAUUGUUCGGUUGUUUGAAAUUCGAUUUGCCACUGCGCCUUCUCCUAUUCGGUCGUAUAUUUCAUUUUUUAUUUUAUACGUCCUACCCCCACCUCUCGUUGCAGUCUGUUUGACCACAUACAUCGUCAAUUUUCGUUUUUUGAACCCCCAGGCUUAGAAUUUUGAUAAAAAAGUUGCUCUGGGGUUGGUUGGGGAAUUGAUUGGGAGUUUGGUGCUUGAGGUGCUUGAUUUUGGGGGGUACCAUUUUGCAUAUUUUGAAUGCUUAAAUCGCCUCUAGCACCUUGACCGGUUGAAUUAAAUUUUGGAGGGGGUUUUCUCCAUUGUGUCUCCGGUACAUACGAUCCAUAAUUUCCUCUACCUCGAUAAUUAAAAUUUCUAACUCGUACCUCGUGAAAAUUGGGUAUAAAAUUUUUGCCUUUGUAAUUUGAAACUCUUGGUUUCUCUUGUUGAAUUUCUCUGGCUUCUUCUGUUACUUGGGGGUCAGUUUUUUGAUGGAAAUUUGUAUGUACGUACUUCGCAGAAUGUACGUACAUAGCUAGAUACUCAUCGGUUACUGAUUUCUUUGCCACAGUAAGUUUCUUCACGAGGUCUUCCUUAGUAUUCAAUUCUUCGAGGUUCAUUUUAUUCUGGAUGGCGUGGGGGAUUUUUGCAAGAAUUUUAUCGAUAAUUUGUUCAUUCGUUAGUGAUGUUGUUGCUAACGUAUCGUACCACAUUGAAAAAUAUUCGAUAUAGUCGGCCAUUGUUUUUAUUUUUUCGACAUUAUCGGUUCUAAAGUACUCAAUGGCGGAUUGUUUCGCCGUUUGGUCCCAGUAGAGAUUUAAAAAUUGUGGUAUUAGUUUUUCUAAUUCUUCCCCAUCUUGAAUUUUGGUUUCCCAAGCUUGUGUUUUGUGUUCCACACAAGAGAUAAAUAACAUUCGACGAUUUACGGGGCUUAAAUUUUGCUCAAUCUCUUUUGUCUGAAAUUGUUUGACAAAACGAACCGGAUGGUGAAUCAUUUUGUGAGUGAACAUCGUGGCACUUUUUCUAAAAAGUUCAAUGAAGACCAAUUCAGAUGAAGAUCUCUCUCCUCCUGCCUGUGCCACUCUCGCUUCAGCACCUUUCAACAAGAUAUCUACGGUCUUUUUCAUUUCUUGUUCAUUGUUUUGCCACAUAGUAGUACUUUCAUUUUUUAAUUCGUCGAUGAUAGAGUUUUUAAAAGAUACUAUUGCUUCGCCUACGUCUUUAUUCGUUUCAGUACACCAUUUUCCCAUUAAUUCGUUGACAGAUUUAUCAACUGAAGAUUCCAACUCUUUCACUUUUUCGUUGUGUUUUGCUAGAUAGGUAGCUUCGAUUUCUUUUACCUUCUCAUCUAAUUUGGUCUUGUAAUUAGUCUCUAGCUCAGUUGCUUUAUCUUCGAAUUGCUUCUUAAUCUGGUCUUCGAUUAAUGUUUUAAAAUCACUAAACUCCUGUUGAGAAACCAUUUUGAUUUUAUUUUUUCUGGUUUUUAUAGGUAUAGGUCGCGAUUUAUCAAUCAAAAGAUUACUACGGUGCCUACGAAUUUGUGGUGGAGUGAUUCUAGCAGGACUUGAAUCUUCCACUACUAAAAAACGACGCGGGGUAUUAUUUUUCUCCGUUUUUGAUUAAUUUUUUAAUUGUUCAAUUUCAAGAAUAAAUUCUUGUUCGGAUA
Molecule: messenger RNA, 6355 nt
Organism: Planococcus citri (citrus mealybug)
Lineage: Eukaryota; Metazoa; Arthropoda; Insecta; Hemiptera; Pseudococcidae
Exons: 12
Coding region: 738-1289 (183 amino acids)
Source: RefSeq, a predicted model, not a curated record